Messenger RNA from Dictyostelium discoideum AX4, 2259 nucleotides. RefSeq lists its product as hypothetical. Gene Ontology annotation, cellular component: membrane; GPI-anchor transamidase complex. Lineage: Eukaryota; Evosea; Eumycetozoa; Dictyosteliales; Dictyosteliaceae. The record is from RefSeq and is a predicted model, not a curated record. The transcript is spliced from 4 exons. Bases 1 to 2259 code for a protein of 752 amino acids.
AUGAUUAAAAAAACUAAAAUCAUAUAUUUACUUGGUAUAUUAUUAUAUAUUGGAGGUAUAGUAUCUAUAUAUUAUUAUCCAAAGAAUGCACAUAAUACCUAUAUGUCAGAGAAUGCAUUGAUGCCAGGUACAGCAAGGGUCACAUUCGAUUAUAGUGAUGGCUCAAAAGUUCAUCAAUUUUCAAAUGGAUUUCAAAAUCAUCUAGCAAGAUAUAAUAAACUUCAUCAAAGUUUACAUGGUAAAAAAGUAAAGAUUGAUCCAUACGAAAGAUCAAAAUCAUGUUCUCAAUGGUUAAUUGAACAAUUAAAAGAUAUUGGUAUUGAAUCAUAUAUUCAUAGAUAUAAUAUACCAUUAUCAUCAUCAACAACAGCAACAAAUAAUACUUUCAAUAAUAGUAAUCAAAUUAAACGACAAGGAUAUAAUGUUUAUUCAGUAUUAAGAGCACCAAAAUCCGAUGGAAGAGAAUCAAUUGUAUUAUCAACUUCAUUUAAUUCAUCAGAUGAAUCAUCAUCAUCAACAGCUACAACAUCAUCAUCAUCAUCAUCAUCAUCAAGUACUGAAUCAUCAGUUGGUGUUGCUUUAACCAUUAUGCAAUAUUUACAUAAGAAAGGUAAUAUUUGGUUAGCAAAAGAUUUAAUAUUAGUAAUUUCUGAUACAUUUUUAGAACAAUCUUCAAGUGAUAAUAAUAUUGGUUUAAAGAGUUGGUUACAUGAUUAUCAUGAUUCAACUAUGAUUUCUAAAGAUAUUAAUAAUAAUAAUAAUAAUAACAAUGAUAAUAAUAAUGAUUUUAUAAAUAAUAAUUAUUUCCCAAGAGCAGGUGCAAUUCAAGCAGCAAUUAAUAUUGAAGUAUCAAAUAAAAAAUAUCAAAGUGAUCAUGUUUAUGUAUUGGCAGAAGGAUCGAAUGGUCAAUUACCAAAUCUUGAUUUAAUUAAUACUGUUGGUAGAUUAGCAAAGAGGGAAGGUUAUUCAAAGAGUAUGUUAUUAUCACCAUCCUCUAUGAAUAAAAAUGAUGAAUUACUUUUCAUACCAGCUGAACAUAGAACAUUGGCACGUUUCAUGUUAAAUCAAGCAAUUGGUAUACCAACUGGUGAUCAUGGUCUAUUCAAUAAAUAUCAUAUUGAUGCCAUCACAUUGGGUGUAUCAGGUGUUAGUUCAACUAUGGGUGCAAGAGUAUUAAUUGGUACGAUUAGAUCAUUAAAUAAUCUUUUGGAGAAAUUACAUCAAUCCUUUUAUUACUAUCUAUUACCAUCACCAUUUCAUUAUAUUUCAAUUGGUGAAUAUAUGAUUUCAAUCGGAUUAAUCAUAUCACCUCUUGCAUUUGGUGUAAUUUAUUUAUUAAUUUCACUUUCAAAUAUUUUCACUUCUCCAACUAUUUUCACACCAAAAUCAACUAAAACUACUACAACUUCAACCACCACCACAACUGAAACAACAGCAGCUUUGAAAAAGAAAAAGAAUUUAUUUGAAGAAUUAGGUACAUUUGAAUGUUUAGAUACACCAAAAGAUAUUGUUUACUCUAUAACUAUUGUAGCUUUAUUUCAAUUAAUUGGUAUUUCAUUAUUUUCAUUACCUCAAACUUUUACAAAUGCAACUUCAAUAAUUUUAAAUUAUUUAUCAAAUUUUGAAAUUAUUGGAUUAUUUGUUUUACCAAUUUUAGAUAAAAUGUUUUAUCCAAAGAAUGAACCAAUUAAAACUUUUAAAGAAUCAAAAUCAGCAACAGCAGCAGCAGAUGAUAAUAAUAAUAAUAAUAAUAAUAACGAUUAUUCUCAAAUUAUUACAAAUAGUAAUAGAAAUCAUUUAAAGAGUGGUUCAAAUAGUUUUUUUGUUUUUAGUAAUUUACCAAUUUUAAUUUUCAUUACAACAAUGUCAUUAUUAAAUUUUUCAUUUUGUACUUUUGCUUCAAUUUUAUCAAUACCACUUUGUUUUAUUUCUCAAAUUACAAAUAAUAUUAAUAAUAAUAAUAAUAAUUUAGAUGAUAAUAAUAAUAUAAAUAAUAAUUUAAAUAAUAUUAAUAUUAAUAAUAUAAUUAGAAAAUUAAUUUUAACAAUUAAGAAAUUAAUAGUUUAUUCUUUGUUAUUAUUAUUUUCACCACCAGUUAUUUUAUAUUUAUUCAGUCAUUACAUUUUAAAUGAUCAAAAUGUUUUCAUAUUUUUAUUAACAAUUAUUAAACAAUAUGACCAAUACUCAACACUCUUAUUCCCAUUUUUAUCAUUAAUUUAUAUUCCUUUAAAUUUAUCAAUUUUAAAAUCAAUUAAAUAA